AUGUCUAGUGUCUCCCAGAUCGAGUGGGAAAAGGUGAUUGUUGCAAAGGGGUUGGAGUUUCUAGUUGAUGAUGAUGUUGUUCGAGAUUUGGAGCAAAUGGAGAAAGAAUCAGAUUUAGAUGAUAUAUUGAAUUAUCGAUCUGCUGCAGAAUAUGAGAUGCAGGAAUUUCUUUCAAGGUGUUCUACUCCUCACAAUGGCAAGAACACUGAUAUUCCUACAGAGAAGUCUUGCAAUGAUGAACAUCCAGUAAAAUCGCGGGGAUGGUUGAAUUGGCUUUCUCGUGGUAUGCUUGGUGCUGGGGGAACUGAUGAUUCAAGUCAAUUUUCUGGAGUUGUGUCAUAUGAUGUUAAGUGGUUUUGUUGCUCACUGUCACGCUGCUCAUGCAAGUUGUCAUCGCAUGUGCAAGUCACUAUUGCUCGUGCAAGUUGCCAUGGAAGUCACCGCACUCACAAGUCGCUGUGGAAGUUGCUGCUGCUCACUGGUUGGGGUUCUGAUCUAGGAUUCCAUGACAUGGGAUUAGAGAUUUUAGGGUUCUUUUGUUGUGUAUGGAUUAGGGAUUAUAAGGAUUUUAUGGAUAUGUCUGAAGCGACUGAAUUUCAUCCUCUAGUUUCAUCCAGCUUUGAUUCUGCUGUAAAGCAUGAAUUAUACAUUUUUUCAAUGAAGUUUGAGUUUGAUGAGAUUUCUGCAACACUCUUUGUUAGCCUAGCAGUUAGAACUCAGUCAAGAGUCCGACCUGUCCUUGAAAACCAUUUACUGGACAAUUUGGAUAAUUCUUGCAGCAUUCAAGUAAAUUUUACAUCUCAGAGAGAUACGGACAUGUCAGUGCAGGGAAUAUUCCAACAACUUGAAGUGACAGUGGAUGCAAACAUUUUAUCAAAUUUGUUGGAGUUUUAUGAUGUCUUUACAUCGUUCAAAUUUCAUAAUGAAAGGGGCCUCAAUAUUUUGGAUUCGAUGUCUCAGCAACUGCACAACUGCACCUUUCUGGUGUUGUUGUCACUGAAUGGAAUUGAAAAUGACAAUAUUCGACUCUUAUCCAAAGCAGAGUAA
This is a messenger RNA of Sphenostylis stenocarpa, 1047 nucleotides long. The record is from the annotation of a GenBank genome assembly. NCBI's taxonomy places the organism in Eukaryota, Viridiplantae, Streptophyta, Magnoliopsida, Fabales, Fabaceae.